Messenger RNA from Pantherophis guttatus, 2500 nucleotides. RefSeq names its product ring finger protein 144B (gene RNF144B). Gene Ontology annotation, molecular function: ubiquitin-protein transferase activity; zinc ion binding. Gene Ontology annotation, biological process: protein ubiquitination. Lineage: Eukaryota; Metazoa; Chordata; Lepidosauria; Squamata; Colubridae. The record is from RefSeq and is a predicted model, not a curated record.
GCUGUGGCUCGUGCUUCCUGUAUAAAUAAAUAUAGCUUUCACACAGCUUUUGCAUAUGUGUGGUGACAUGUGCUUUAAGAGAUAAUGGUAACAUGCUUCUAAUAGCAGGGAGGAGAUUAUUUCUUGUAGUGACGAGAGGGAGGGAGAUGAGUGCACUUUCAAGUCUAUAACGUGUAAAGCUUUCCCAUGCAGCAAGGAAGAAGGACGGAAAGGGGGAAAUUGUUUUAUUUUUUCAGUCUGAGCUCUUGCUGGCUGUGACAUGUCUUGGAACUAUUGAAAUGUGAGUGAAGCUGUUGAAAAGUCCAGCGCCGAAGAGGGAAUCCUCCUCUCCGUUUGUAAGAAUUGUCGUGUGUGUUUAAAUUGAUGUCCUCUGCUACUGAAAUCUGCUUCAGCACCAUGACAACCGGAGUAGCAGAAGUUGGGGAAUUGCCCUUGGAGUCUUUGGUGACUUGCAAACUGUGCUUAUCUGAAUAUUCACUAGAUAAGAUGACCGCUCUUCAGGAUUGCAAUUGCAUCUUUUGUACCUCAUGUCUAAAACAAUACAUGCAGCUGGCCAUCCGUGAAGGGUGUGGUUCUCCCAUCACUUGUCCAGACAUGGUCUGCUUAGACCAUGGGAUGCUGCGAGAAACAGAGAUAGCCAGCUUGGUGUCUGCGGACCAAUUUCAGUUGUACAAACAGUUGAAGUUUGAAAGAGAAGUGCAUUUGGAUCCACUGAGGACCUGGUGUCCCUCUGCUAAUUGUCAGACUGUGUGCCAAAUUGAACCAAGCAACGCUGGAUUACCAGUGCCUAUAAAAUGUCAGACGUGUUACUUGACAUUCUGUUCAUCAUGCAAAGAGCCUUGGCAUGUGGAGGGAUCAUGCUCGGAAAGCCAUUCAAUUGGGAUUGCAAGUGAGCAAGGAACACUUAUUAAAAACAACUCAGAAGCUCCAAUUAAACAGUGUCCAGUUUGUCGGAUCUAUAUUGAACGGAACGAAGGCUGCGCUCAAAUGAUGUGCAAAAAUUGCAAGCACACAUUUUGCUGGUACUGCCUACAAAAUUUGGAUAAUGACAUCUUCUUAAGGCAUUAUGACAAAGGUCCCUGUCGAAAUAAACUGGGCCAUUCACGAGCCUCAGUUAUGUGGAACAGAACACAGGUUGUUGGCAUCCUAGUGGGCCUGGGAAUCGUUGCUUUGAUCACAUCUCCAUUACUGCUCUUAGCUUCGCCGUGCAUCAUUUGUUGUGUCUGCAAAUCCUGCCAAAGCAAGAAAAAGAAACAUGGCCCACCACCAACAUAAAAUGUUCUGCCUAUUUUGGAUGUGAAUGUCUUAUCGUGCUUGUCAGGGAGAAGACUAACGGUUGACGUCUUACACUGUGCUUUACCAACCGAUUCUCCUUGGUUUUGCCAACUUCUGUAAAAAGUGCCUACUGGUUCACAGGUUGCCACUUUAUUUGCAAGCUGCAGUUCAGCAGGGGCGGGGAUAGGGUGGGGCUAUUUGUUGUGAUCUGAGUUAAUUCUGUUUUUUUUUUCAUUUUUUUUAACGGAGCCGGACUUGUAAGGUAUUUUAAGGUGCUUCAAAAUGACUGCUUUGUUGAAAUUGGCAGAUGAAACUGCAGCCGUUCACCAGAUUCUGAAUGACUAUUGAUUUUCAGAGCACCUUGAUACUGUAUCUCCUGAAGACGUCGUACAGUUGAGUAAGAAAAUAAAAUGGGUAAUUCAGCACUUUUAAAAGAAAAUAUUGGUUACUUUAAAUUUUAGAUUUCUAGUGCAGAUUUAGUGGCAAUUUAAAAAAAAACCCAACUCUUUAAGUUAUUGUACAACUUUUUUUAAAAAAAAAUCUACAGCUGAAAAGGGGGAAAACUAUAACACUCAAGUAUUGAACAUCAUUGAUAAACCAUCUUGCUAAUUUACACUUUUUUCAAAGGCAAGUCAGGUCAAAUAAUUUAUUUAAAAUAAGUUCUACCUUGCUACAGCACCAAAAUCAAUAAUAUGAGUCUGGCCUUAUAUUGUAAGCAUAAAAUGCUGAGCAGAUCACCCUAUUUGUAUCAUUUAUAUGGCCUAUAAAUUAAUUAUUUCCAAGCAGUAGAUAAAUCCUGAGUGCUAGUUGAGAAACUAGCUUUGGUCCAGAAGUCGGAAGUGUAGCAUAACUGACCUGAAUAUGACAUAACUGGGCCUUUAUUUAUUUUUCUCUAAUUUUCAUUAUUACUGUCUUAUUCCUCAUGGUGGAAGUUUAGCAGAGGAGUGAAAAUGAUAUUGAGACAUAUGGACUUUGGUCAUCAGUGGGAACAACUGAACUUGCCAAAAGGUUUGCCUUUGUAGACAUACUGUUCAGUAAAGAAUAGUAAAUACUUAAAAAACCAAGAACAUGCUCCUAAUACAGGGGUGAAAUGCUCCCAGUUCAGACCAGAUCGCCCGAUCUGGUAGCGAUCGUGGCGGGUGGUUCAGAGAAAAUCCCUGUGCCCCCCCAUGCCCAGCUGAGCCGUGCGAUCAUCAGAGGCUUUUUUUUUUACUUUUAAAAGCAU